AUGGCGUACGAGAAUUGGAUGGGUGGACAGAACCAGUUCCAAGACAUGCACUCUCUCCACCCGUCGUACAUGUUCAAUGCGCCUGAGGUCACAAACGAAUACAACUUGCUUGGUGAUUUCCUUAGCAACAGUUUGUUGGACGACGGCGCGAUUUUCCCAGAUCAGAAUAUGAACGAAAUAUACUCCGACCCCUCGUUGAUCAAUUCGAUGACCACCUUGAACGUGCCGAAUGGCAUCCAACCCUCGCAGCUUGCGCCACCUACACAGAGCCAGGCACCACCUGGCGAUUCGAUCCAACGACCAACGUCUACUGUUGGAAAUGACAAGGCCCGUGAGACAUACUAUAUGACUGCGGCAGACCCGUCAGGAUCAGACCCACCGGAAGAGCGCAUGAACAAGCUUCUCAAGGCGAAGUACGACGCCGGUCUGCUGAAGCCAUUCAAUUACGUCAAGGGAUACGCCAGACUCAACCAAUAUAUGGAGAAGAAUAUGCACCAAUCAUCCCGGCAGAAGAUCCUCCGCCAGCUAGACAAGUUCCGACCGAAGUUCCGUGAGCGCAUGCAGAGCCUCACUGAUAUCGAAUUGAUUCUGGUGGAGAUGUGGUUUGAGCGCAGCCUGAUGGAGUAUGACCGUGUGUUUGCCAGUAUGGCUAUCCCCGCCUGCUGCUGGCGAAGAACAGGAGAGAUCUUCCGAGGAAACAAUGAGAUGGCGCAAUUGAUUGAUGUCCCGAUUGAAAGUCUGCGUGAUGGAAAACUUGCCAUCCAUGAAAUUAUAGUUGAAGAUCAACUCGUCAGCUACUGGGAGAAGUUCGGUGCCAUUGCCUUUGAUAACACACAGAAGGCAAUGCUCACCAGUUGUACUCUGAAGAGCCCGAAUUCCGACUCAACAGGCGAGGGCAUCCAAUGCUGUUUCUCGUUUACGAUCCGACGCGACAAUCAUAACAUUCCCUCUAUGAUUGUUGGUAAUUUCCUUCCUACGCAGCGUAUACACAAGUAG
Molecule: messenger RNA, 996 nt
Organism: Penicillium cosmopolitanum
Lineage: Eukaryota; Fungi; Ascomycota; Eurotiomycetes; Eurotiales; Aspergillaceae
Exons: 3
Coding region: 1-996 (331 amino acids)
Cellular component (GO): nucleus
Molecular function (GO): RNA polymerase II transcription regulatory region sequence-specific DNA binding
Source: RefSeq, a predicted model, not a curated record